This is a messenger RNA of Danio aesculapii, 7465 nucleotides long. It is a transcript of the gene myo7ab, whose product is annotated as myosin VIIAb. Gene Ontology annotation, molecular function: ATP binding; protein binding; cytoskeletal motor activity. Gene Ontology annotation, cellular component: cytoskeleton; myosin complex. Lineage: Eukaryota; Metazoa; Chordata; Actinopteri; Cypriniformes; Danionidae. The record is from RefSeq and is a predicted model, not a curated record. The transcript has 47 exons. Bases 51 to 6584 code for a protein of 2177 amino acids.
UUAGGUCUCUCACAUGGUGACUUCUAAUGUCAAAACUUUGAACCAGAAACAUGGUCAUUCUGCAACAGGGGGACUAUGUCUGGUUGGACCUCAGAACAGACCAUGAGUUUGACGUCCCUGUUGGUGCGGUGGUCAAAUUUUGUGACUCGGGUCAAAUCCAAGUCUUGGAUGAUGAAGGACAGGAGCAGCGAAUCUCUCUUCAGAAUGCAACAAACAUCAAGCCCAUGCACCCAACCUCCAUUCACGGGGUGGAGGACAUGAUCCGCCUCGGGGACCUGAAUGAAGCUGGGAUUCUCAGAAACCUCCUGAUUCGUUACAAUGACAGAGUCAUAUAUACGUAUACUGGAUCAAUCCUGGUAGCGGUGAAUCCAUACCAGCUCCUGCCCAUCUACACCCCUGAUCAUAUUCGUCUCUACACCAACAAAAAGAUUGGAGAGAUGCCGCCGCACAUCUUCGGCAUUGCAGACAACUGCUACUUCAGCAUGCAAAGAAACAAGAAGGACCAGUGCUGCAUCAUCAGCGGUGAGUCUGGAGCUGGAAAGACGGAGAGCACCAAGCUCAUCCUGCAGUUCCUGGCAGCUAUAAGUGGCCAACAUUCCUGGAUCGAGCAGCAGGUUCUGGAGGCCAACCCGAUUUUAGAAGCAUUCGGUAAUGCCAAGACUAUACGCAAUGACAACUCCAGCCGGUUUGGAAAAUAUGUUGACAUUCACUUCAACAAGCGAGGAGCUAUUGAGGGGGCAAAGAUCGAGCAGUACCUGCUGGAGAAAUCAAGAGUUUGCAGACAGGCAGCGGAUGAGAGGAACUAUCAUAUAUUCUAUUGCAUGCUGGCAGGCAUGAGCCCGGAUCAGAAGACUAAAUUAGGUCUGGGCCGGGCCACAGACUACACUUAUCUUACUAUGGGGAACUGUACUGUCUGUGAAGGGAGGGAUGAUAUGAAGGAAUACUCCAGCAUCCUGUCAGCCAUGAAGAUCCUGAUGUUUACCGAAACUGAAUACUGGGAGAUUUCCAAACUGCUGGCUGCCAUCCUACAUAUGGGCAACCUGCGCUUCGAAGCUCGAACACAGAGAAACCUGGACACCUGCGUGGUGGUUCGCUCCCCUGACCUGGCCAACGCAGCCGCUCUCUUGGAGGUGGACCCUCAGGAUGUCAUGACGUGUCUGACCACACGUACCCUGAUCACCAGAGGUGAGAGUGUUUCCACCCCUCUCAGUGUGGAGCAGGGCCUGGACGUCCGGGAUGCUUUUGUCAAGGGAAUCUAUGGGAGGUUGUUUGUGUGGAUAGUGGAUAAAAUCAAUGCUACCAUCUUCAGGGCUCCUUCCACAGAAAACAGAACUGUUCGCAGGUCUAUAGGCCUACUCGACAUCUUCGGUUUCGAGAAUUUCACUGUUAACAGCUUUGAGCAACUCUGCAUCAACUUUGCAAAUGAGAACCUGCAGCAGUUUUUCGUCCACCAUGUUUUCAAGUUGGAGCAGGAGGAGUAUAACCUGGAGGACAUCAACUGGCAGCACAUCGAGUUCACCGACAACCAGGACGCUUUGGACAUGAUUGCCAUCAAACCUAUGAAUAUCAUUUCCCUCAUUGAUGAGGAGAGCAAAUUCCCAAAGGGAACAGAUGCAACCAUGCUGAACAAGCUGAACUCCCAGCACAAACUUAAUACCAACUACAUCCCGCCUAAGCACAGCCACGAGACCCAGUUCGGCAUUCAGCACUUUGCCGGAGUGGUGCACUAUGAAACUAAAGGUUUCCUGGAGAAGAACCGUGACAGUCUCCACAGUGACAUCAUCCAGCUCGUGCAUUCAUCCAAAAACAAGUUCAUCAAGCAGAUCUUCCAAGCUGAUGUUGCUAUGGGAAUGGAGACGAGGAAACGCUCGCCGACUCUCAGCAGUCAGUUUAAGCGCUCACUGGAGCUGCUCAUGAGGACGCUGAGCGUCUGUCAGCCUUUCUUUGUGCGCUGCAUCAAACCCAACGAGCUCAAAAAGCCCAUGAUGUUUGAUAGAGGUCUGUGUGUCAGGCAGUUGCGCUACUCCGGGAUGAUGGAGACGAUCCGCAUACGCAGAGCUGGAUAUCCCAUUCGCUACACCUUCGCUGAGUUUGUGGACCGCUAUCGGGUGCUAAUGCCUGGGGUCAAACCAGCCUACAAACAGGAAGAUCUGCGAGGGACCUGUCAGCGUAUUGUUGUGUCAGUUCUGCUCAGAGACGAUGACUGGCAGAUUGGAAAGACAAAAAUCUUUCUGAAGGAUCAUCAUGACAUGCUCCUGGAAAUGGAAAGAGAUAAAGUCAUCACUGACAAGGUCAUUCUCAUCCAGAAGACUGUGAGAGGAAUGAAAGAGAGAACUAAAUUCCUGAAGGUUAAAAGGGCUGUGACGUUAAUCCAGCGCAUUUGGAGAGGCUACAUCACUAGAAAGCACUACGCUGUGAUGCGUGUUGGUUUCUUGCGGCUUCAGGCCUUGUACAGGUCACGGAAACUGCACCAGGAAUACCAGGCGACCAGGAUACGCGUCACUCUGCUGCAGGCCUGGUGUCGAGGACUCCUGGUACGGCGUACUUUUUCAAAACGCUUUCAUGCGGUUUUGACAAUCCAGGCUUAUGCUCGAGGAAUGAUAGCACGGAGACUGUGCAAGAGACUCAGACUGGAGCGGGAUCGUCGAUUAGAAGCUGAGCGGCAGCGUCUGGCUGAAGAGGAGCGUCUUAGGAACCAGAUGACGGCGCGCAGGGCUCGGGCUGAAGCAGCGAGGAAGCAUCAGGAGCGUCUGGCACAGCUCGACCGAGAGCAGGAGGAGAGAGAGCUGGCAGAGCGCAAUGAGACACGGAGGAAAAAAGAGCUUCUAGAGCAGAUGGAGAGAGAAAAACAGGAGCCAGUCAAUGACUCCGACAUGGUGGACAAGAUGUUCGGAUUUCUGGGCAAUGCCAAUUCCCUUCCCAACCUGGAGGGUGAAGCACCAGAAGGGUUUGAGGAUCUCGAGAAUGCUCCAAAACAGUUUAAGGAAGUCAUUGACGAGCCUCUUCCACUUCCUGACGAUGAAGAGGAGGACCUAACGGAGUAUAAGUUUGCAAAGUUCGCUGCAACCUACUUCCAGGGAAAUGCAACACACAUGUAUGUACGCCGGCCACUGAAACAGCCUCUUCUGUUUCAUGAAGAUGAAGGAGAUCAGCUAGCUGCUCUGGCUGUGUGGAUCACUGUGUUGAGGUUUAUGGGAGAUCUUCCUGAACCCAAAUAUCAUAUCAGUAUUAGUGAUGGCAGUGAGAAGAUACCCGUUAUGACUAAAAUCUAUGAGACGUUGGGAAAGAGAACCUACAAAAGGGAGCUGCAGGCCCUGCAGGUGGAUGAGGAGAGUUCCACAACUGACAUCCAGAAGAGGAACAGUGUUCGUCAUAAGUUGGUGUCCCUCACAUUAAAGAAGAAAUCAAAGCUUACAGAGGAGGUGACUAGAAGGCUGACGGACAGCGAUUACAGUCUACAGGGAAACAGCAUGCUUGAAGAUCGACCCACCUCAAAUUUAGAAAAACUACACUUCAUCAUUGGCAAUGGCAUUUUACGCCCGGCUCUAAGAGAUGAAAUCUACUGUCAGAUCUGUAAACAACUGAGCCAGAAUUCAUCUAAAAGCAGUCAUGCUCGUGGCUGGAUCCUGCUCUCCCUCUGUGUGGGGUGCUUUGCUCCUUCGGAAAAAUUUGUAAAAUAUCUGCGGACGUUCAUUAACAGUGGGCCUCCUGGUUAUGCGCCGUAUUGUGAAGAGAGACUAAGAAGAACUUUUGCAAAUAAGACGAGAACUCAGCCUCCUUCUUGGCUUGAGCUGCAGGCCACUAAAUCUAAGAAGCCCAUCAUGCUGCCGGUGACCUUCAUGGACGGCACCACUAAGACCCUGCUGACAGACUCUGCCACCACAGCCGAAGAGCUCUGCAAUGCUCUGUCAGAUAAAAUCGGCUUGAAGGAUCGCUUCGGCUUUUCCUUAUACAUUGCACUUUUUGAUAAGGUCUCAUCACUUGGCAGUGGUAAGGAUCAUGUGAUGGAUGCAGUGUCGCAGUGUGAGCAGUACGCUAAAGAGCAAGGGGCUCAGGAGCGCAACGCCCCCUGGAGGCUGUUCUUCAGGAAGGAGAUCUUCACCCCCUGGCACAACCCAGCAGAGGACAGUGUGGCCACCAACCUCAUCUACCAGCAGAUUGUGCGUGGGGUCAAAUUCGGGGAGUAUCGCUGUGAUCGGGAGGAGGAUCUGGCCGAGCUGGCCUCUCAGCAGUACUAUGUGGAUUAUGGGCCGGAGGUUUUACCAGAACGCCUUCUGAGCCUUAUUCAGUCCUACAUCCCAGAUCGAGAAAUUACUCCCUCUAAGACAGUGGAGAAAUGGGCUCAGAUGAUAAUAGCGAUUCACAUAAAGGGAAUCUACACACAGAAGAGGUUUGACUCCCAGAGAGUGAAGGAGGAGGUGGUGGAUUUUGCUCGAUUUAAGUGGCCUUUGCUAUUUUCACGCUUCUAUGAGGCCUUCAAAUUCUCAGGGCCGAGUCUUCCAAAGAAUGAUGUUAUAGUGGCUGUAAACUGGACGGGAGUCUACUUUGUGGAUGAGCAGGAGCAGGUCCUUUUAGACCUUUCUUUCCCGGAGAUCACUGCGGUCUCCAGCAGCAGAGGUGGAAAGCUGCAAGGACAGAGCUUUACCCUGGCCACUAUUAAAGGAGAUGAAUAUACCUUCACAUCCAACAACGCUGAAGACAUUCGGGACCUGGUUGUGGCUUUUCUAGAGGGCCUGCGUUCAAGGUCAAAGUUCGUAGUGGCGAUGAUGGACAGCCAUUAUCCUGCUGGGCAAGAUGCUUCGUUCCUGAGAUUCUCAAAGGGAGAUCUGAUCUUUCUGGAUGAGCACACUGGAGAACAGGUCCUGACUUCAGGCUGGGCUCAUGGAGUCAAUGACCGAACCAAGAAGAGAGGAGACUUUCCUGCGGACAGUGUCUAUGUGCUGCCCACCAUCACCAGGCCACAGUAUGAUAUUGUGUCAUUGAUCAUCAUGUCUCCAGACCAGCGUAAGGACUCCAUAAAUUUAUCCCAGCAGAAUCUGCUGGACAGUGGAGAGAAGGUCCAGCCGUACACUUUAGAGGAGUUCUCCUACGAUCACUUUAGACCACCUUCCAAGAGCACCCUGAGCCGUGUGAUCAUUAAUAAAGGCAGAGGGAAGGAUAAAAUCUGGUGCUGCACCAGAGAACCUCUGAAACAACCUCUGCUGAAAAAAAUCCUCAGUCAUGAAGAGCUGAGCCAGGACGCCUGCCAGGCCUUCAUUGCCGUCCUGAAGUACAUGGGCGAUUACCCGUCAAAGAGGAGCCGUUCGGUUAAUGAGCUCACUGACCAGAUCUUUGAAGGAGCUUUAAAAGCUGAACCUUUGAAGGAUGAGAUCUACUGUCAGAUCAUCAAGCAGCUCACUGAGAAUCAUGUGAAAUACAGUGAGGAGAAGGGCUGGGAGCUGCUCUGGCUCUGCACUGGACUCUUUCCUCCCAGUAACAUGUUGCUCCCUCACGUCCAGAAGUUCCUGCAGUCCAAGAAACAUCAUCCGGUUGCUCCAGACUGCAUGCAGAGACUGCAGAAAGCCCUGCGAAAUGGGUCAAGAAAGUAUCCUCCUCACCUUGUAGAAGUGGAGGCCAUUCAGCACAAAACCACCCAGAUCUUUCACAAAGUGUACUUUCCUGAUGACACUGAUGAGGCUUUUGAGGUUGAAUCGAGUACAAAAGCCAAAGAUUUCUGCCGAAACAUUGCCAGCAGGAUGAUGCUUCAUUCCUCUGAAGGUUUCAGCUUGUUUGUCAAAAUUUCUGACAAGGUGAUCAGUGUGCCAGAAGGAGAUUUCUUCUUUGACUUUGUUCGACAUCUGACAGACUGGAUCAAAAAAGCCAGAGCUGUGAAAGACGGCACAGUGCCUUCAUUGACCUACCAAGUGUUUUUCAUGAAGAAACUGUGGACUAACACUUUCCCAGGCAAAGAUCCCAUGGCCGACUCCAUUUUCCAUUACUUCCAGGAGCUUCCGAAGUAUCUGCGAGGCUAUCACAAGUGUUCUGUUGAGGAGGCCUUUCAGCUGGCAGCGCUCAUAUACAGAGUCCGGUUUGAGGAGGACAAAUCCCACUUCCUGCACUUCAGCAAGAUGCAGAAAGAGCUGCUUCCUCAAGACCUCAUCCAUCAGCUCUCACCUGAUGACUGGAAACGGUCUGUCGUCACACACUUUAACAAGCAUGCUGGGAAAUCUCGAGAGGAAGCAAAACUCAUGUUUCUGGAAAUCAUUUACAAGUGGCCUACUUUUGGAUCUGCCUUUUUUGAAGUCAAGCAAUCAUCAGAUCCACAUUUCCCAGAAGUCCUCUUGAUUGCAAUCAACAAGCUUGGUGUUACUCUUAUUGACCCGAAAACAAAGGACAUUUUGGGCACUCACCCCUUCACCAAAAUCUCUAACUGGAGCAGUGGACACACAUAUUUCCACAUCACCAUUGGAAACCUGGUCAGAGGCAGCAAACUCCUGUGCGAAACAUCACUAGGAUACAAGAUGGAUGAUCUUCUAACCUCCUACAUUAGUCAGAUGUUGACCACCAUGACCAAGCAGCGUAGUUCACGGACAAACAACAAGUAAAACAUGACUUUUGAUAGUGCGCUGUUUAUUCAUAAGCACACAGUAUUUCCUAGAUCAGUCAUUUUGAUACAUGAAUAUCAGCUGAAUCUGCUUUUAGUGUGGUUACCUUUUCAUACUGGAGCCUUAAUGGUAAAUUGUGAGUUUAAUUUAUUUUAUAGCAUUUCUCAGUCUUUUAAUGUUGAAUGAAGAACACGUUUAACUGACAGUCAACAUACUUGUUGCCUUUACAUUUCAGGCCCUGAUGUUUUUUUAUUAUUACUCUGAUACCAAUUUGAAAGUCAGGUCAAUUUCCUGAUACAAUUCUUCAGUUUGUGGAAUGAUUUGUGUGUCAUUUUGCCAAUUAAAUGCAUUAUGAAGAUUUAGAAAUGUUGCCAAAAAUGUUGCAUAUUUGGUUUUGGUUCUGAUAUUAAUAGUGUUUACACAGCACUGUUAUUAGCUAACUUGCUAUGUGUUUCAUAUAAAAAAAAAACAUCAUGAACUUCUUGUAAUCUAAAGUUAACAGACUAUUGUCUUGUAAACAUAUUUGUUUCUUUUCCUGGGUUAUUUGAAUCCAUAUAUUAUCACUUGGUUCAGUAACAGUUGGUUCAGAAAACAAAUAAAUGUCACUUUAUUAGCUUGGUGUCUGCACAAAUGAAUUCAGUCUAAAACUAUCCUCUUAGUAAUGUUUUCGGAAAAGCAUUUCUUGACCUUUGUAAAUGCUCCACCGCAAAGAUAAGUAUUAAAAUGUAUUUUCUAAAUUAAAAAAUGAAUUACAGCUACAAUCACAAUUGCACAAGAUGUUUAGGGUAAAUGGUUGGAUCUUUAGCCAUUAUGCAAUUUAUUUAUUCUUCCUUUUUUUUAACAUAUCUAUUCAUUUGUAGUUUUAAUUUUCUUAUGUUGGA